Molecule: messenger RNA, 2358 nt
Organism: Dipodomys ordii (Ord's kangaroo rat)
Lineage: Eukaryota; Metazoa; Chordata; Mammalia; Rodentia; Heteromyidae
Gene: Arhgef3
Product: Rho guanine nucleotide exchange factor (GEF) 3
Exons: 10
Coding region: 165-1745 (526 amino acids)
Biological process (GO): positive regulation of Rho protein signal transduction; intracellular signal transduction
Molecular function (GO): guanyl-nucleotide exchange factor activity
Source: RefSeq, a predicted model, not a curated record
CGGCCCCGCCCCCGCCGGGCCGCCUGGCGUGAAGCUGGCUGGCUGAGUCAGAGCUCGCCUGGCCGCAGCCCGGCACCGUGGAGCUGGGAUCCCCUUUCACUUGGGAGUUUUGUGGUCGCCUGGGAUCAGCGGUGACAUCCCAAAGGGCAGGCCCGGCAGCCGCCAUGGUGGCCAAGGAUUACCCCUUCUACCUCACAGUCAAGAGGGCCAACUGCAGUCUGGAGGUCCCCCUGGGCAGCGGCGUGACCAAGGACGCCGAGGAACCUAGUAAUAAACGGGUUAAACCCCUUUCCAGAGUCACAUCACUAGCAAACCUCAUCCCACCAGUGAAGGCCACACCCUUAAAGCGCUUCAGCCAAACCCUGCAGCGAUCCAUUAGCUUCCGCAGUGAGAGCCGCUCUGACAUCCUCGCCCCCCGACCCUGGUCCCGAAAUGCCACCUCUUCAAGCACGAAGCGGAGAGAUAGCAAGCUAUGGAGCGAGACCUUCGACGUGUGUGUCAACCAGAUGCUUACGUCCAAGGAAAUCAAGCGUCAGGAGGCGAUCUUUGAGCUUUCUCAAGGAGAAGAAGACUUGAUAGAGGACUUGAAAUUAGCAAAAAAGGCCUAUCAUGACCCCAUGCUGAAACUCUCCAUUAUGACAGAACAGGAGUUGAAUCAAAUUUUUGGAACACUGGACUCUCUGAUUCCUCUACAUGAAGAGCUCCUUAGUCAGCUUCGAGAUGUUCGAAAGCCUGAUGGCUCGACUGAACAUGUUGGUCCCAUCCUCGUAGGCUGGCUGCCCUGUCUCAGCUCCUAUGACAGCUAUUGUAGUAAUCAAGUGGCCGCAAAAGCCCUACUGGACCACAAAAAGCAAGAUCACAGAGUCCAGGAUUUCCUUCAGCGAUGUUUAGAAUCCCCCUUUAGCCGCAAGCUAGAUCUCUGGAAUUUCCUUGAUAUUCCAAGAAGUCGUCUGGUAAAAUACCCUCUGCUUCUUCGAGAAAUCUUGCGGCACACACCAAAUGAUAAUCCGGAUCAGCAGCACUUGGAAGAAGCUAUAAAUAUCAUCCAGGGAAUUGUCGCAGAAAUCAACAUCAAAACUGGGGAAUCUGAAUGUCGUUAUUAUAAAGAGCGGCUUCUUUACUUGGAAGAAGGCCAGAAAGACUCCCUGAUUGACUGUUCAAGGGUCCUGUGUUGUCAUGGUGAACUGAAGAACAACCGGGGUGUGAAACUACAUGUUUUCUUGUUCCAAGAAGUGCUUGUGAUCACUCGAGCUGUAACCCACAAUGAACAGCUCUGCUACCAGUUGUACCGGCAACCAAUCCCCGUGAAGGACCUCCUGCUCGAAGACCUGCAGGAUGGAGAAGUGAGGCUGGGUGGUUCCCUACGAGGGGCUUUCAGCAACAACGAGAGAAUUAAAAACUUCUUCAGAGUCAGUUUCAAAAAUGGAUCCCAAAGUCAGACCCACUCACUACAAGCCAAUGACACCUUCAACAAACAACAGUGGCUCAACUGUAUCCGUCAAGCCAAAGAAACAGUGCUAUGUGCUGCUGGGCAUGCUGGAGGGCCUGACUCCGAGGGAUCAUUCCUCAGUCCCACCACGGGAAGCAGGGAGCCCCAAGGUGAAACAAAACUUGAGCAGAUGGACCAAUCAGGCAGUGAGUCGGACUGUAGUAUGGACACGAGUGAGGUCAGCCUUGACUGUGAGCGAAUGGAACAGACAGACUCUUCCUGCGGGAACAGCAGGCCUGUGGAAAGCAACGUCUGACAGAAGGGUGUGACCUUCCUAGAAGUAGACCUGUGUCUUACCUGUACAGUAUUUGCAUUCCACACAUGGAACAGUUUGGAGAAGCACUUUUUCAUACUUUUGUGACUGUUGGCUUGGUCUCUUGUAUCUCUGUACCUUUGUCCCUAGUACUGUAAUUGCCAAUCAAUCGGUGUCAACUGAAAUCAGAGGCAGCCAUUACCCUGUACUGUAUUUCACAGGUGUCUGGAUGAAUGGAGAGGUACUAGGACAAGUUACUUUUCAGUUGUCCUGCUAGAUUUUUUUGAAGUAGAAAGAAAAGAAUCUCUAAACUACUGUCUUGGCUAGAUUGCUUGAAGAGCCCAUCUUCCACACUUCUCUAGUGAGUUGUAGUCCUUCACAUGGCAGCUGCAUGCCUGGAAUGUAGAAGGCCUAGCAAACCAGGGUAUCAGAAUGAUAGUUGAGGGAGAGCCAGGAAAGUCCAACCCUUCAGUGAAUGUGGCUCUGUGGUAUUCAACAAGAAAGCAGGAAACAUCGCUGGAGAUUCUAAAGGCUUAAUUUUGUAAAGAUGGAAACAUUGAACCUUGGCAACUUCAUCCAGUGCAGGUUUGAUGCAGAUAGGGCCUAGAAAAAGCAG